Paramecium tetraurelia is the source of this 2013-nucleotide messenger RNA. RefSeq lists its product as uncharacterized. Gene Ontology annotation, cellular component: cytoplasm. The transcript is spliced from 7 exons. NCBI's taxonomy places the organism in Eukaryota, Ciliophora, Oligohymenophorea, Peniculida, Parameciidae. Gene Ontology annotation, molecular function: calcium ion binding; protein binding. The record is from RefSeq and is a predicted model, not a curated record.
AUGUAACUGCCAUUGAUUUGGAGUUCAAGUAUUUUCAUCCUUAAUCUAUCCAGAUAAAUCUAGAAUUUGGAAGAACUCAUGCCUCAAUUAGCCAACUUUAGUAAUUUAAAAGAACUCAAUCUAAAUGGAAAUCGUCUCUCUAAUUUGCCUGAUGAUUUGGGAUUGCUUGAUACCGUCGAAUUCUUGUGUCUGACAAACAACAUCUUUACCGAUCUAGGACAAGUAGUGGAAGCUUUAUAAACCAUGCCCAAUCUAAUUCAACUUGAAAUAAGUCUAUCUUCCAAAGAAGAGGAGCAAUUCAUUAUUGAAUCCCUUCCAAAUCUAUAGAUUUUGAAUUCCUAGAAAAUCAAUCAGGACUAAGAACCUGUUGAUGAAACUUCAGAAUAGUAAAGUCAACAACCAUCAGAGAGAUCCAUGAGUGCUCAGUAGGAAAUUACCCUUUAAUAAUACGAUCUUGAAUAAAUGGCAAUAUUAUAUGAUAACAUUAGAGAGUAUAAAAAAGAUGAACAAGAUGAUAAGCUUUUCGAUUAAUAGAUUAGAACUAUUAUGUUAGAUUUAUAAUCUAAAGUGAAGUAAAAUAACCCAGAUCAUUUAACGAACUUAUAUAUCUUAACAGCUAAAUAUAAUUUAUAUGAAAUUUGUUUUAAAUCGAUUCUUAAGUAUUUCAAAUCCAAUGAAAAGAAGUUAGAUUUGAUAUUUACUAAAAUUCACGAUAUGCAUUUGUCAAUUUUCAAUGAUAUGAGCAAUGUAAUAUAGAGUGUAAAAUCAUCUUCCAAAAACACUUCACAAUUGCAGAUUAACUAAAAACAACUGGAUUUAUCCUAAUAACAGUAACCAGACAAAAGUGUUGAAAAUAGACUUCGAUAAGAAUUGAAAGAAUUGUAGCAAAUAAAUAAUGAAUUGGAGAAUGAAAAUAAAAAAUAUUUAGAUUUAUUGAUAAAGCAUUCAAAGGGUGAAAAGGUUUCAUUGCCAAAUAGCGAAAAUACUUAAAAAUAAAGUGAUGCUUAUCAAACAUAACAUUUCACAAAGAGUUUACAAUAACAAAAUACCUAGUAGUACAAUAAUCAAAUAUUUUCAUCAAAACAGUCUUAGUAAGUGAACUCUAUACCACAAUAAGUAAAUGUUAGAAAUUUGACUCUUAAAUAAUUGAAGGAUGUCAUAAAUGAAAUUUAUGAAAGUAAACAAAAAUUUGAUUAAAAGUGUUCUGAUUCUAAACUACCCAGAGAGACGAUGGAAUAGCAUAUGUAUACAUUUUUAAAUCAGAAAUACGGACUCAAGAAUCUCAUUAUAGAAUGGGCAACUUCUAUCAUAAAUUCUCUUAAGAAAUAUUCUGCUGAUGACAAUGACAUAGCUGUGUUUGGUAAGAUUUUAAGGAAUGAGUGUGAUGAAGAAUUUCGAUUUGUCUAAACUCAAGUGAAGAACACUAUGCAGGAAUUGUUGAAGAUGUAUUUAAGAGGCAAGCACCCGUUGAAACAUCAGGCUGAAAUUAAAGAGAUGCUUAAUUAAAGAAUCAAUGGAUAACUAUAUGAAGAAGAAGCAGUUGACAUUAUUAAAUACAUGUACAAUUAGGAGGACUCAGAAUUAUUGUUGGACAAAUUGAAGCAAUAUUAUAUUGUACCACAAAAACCAAAUGAUAGAAGACUCACUAGAGAGGAACAAUUAAUGUUAUUACAAGAGAAGGAUAGAUACAAGUUGGAAUAUUAGGUUUUCCAGAAAAUAAUUUUGGAUUUCUAACUCAAAUCUCAUGAAAAGUAUUUAAAAAAGUUCAUUGUAAUUUUCAAAGAAAUGGAUACGGAUCUUAAUGGAAUAAUUGAUGAAAAUGAAUUCAGAAAUUUGAUAGAUGUUUUGAAUUUUGAUGCUGAAGACUUAGACAUUCAAAGAUACUUGAAUAUCGUUGAUCCUUAUAGUCAUCAAUAGAUUACAUUCUCGUAAUGUGUUACGCUGUUUUCAUCUGAAUCCGUUCCAGGAUCGAAUGGAUAAAUGUAAAUACUCUAAAGAAUUUCAGAAUUAUGA